AUGCCACAGCUCUUUCCAGCCAAUCCUGCUGCGACCAUGGUGAUUCGCCAUGUGACGCCGGAAAUCGUGACUAUGAGUCUGCCAUUCGCGCGCUUUGGGCACCUGCAAUUCGGUGGACGCGGCACACUCGUCAAACUUUCCACUGGCUCCCUCGCAGUAUUCUCGCCCGUUAGCCUCACCCCCGAAGUCCGCGCGACAAUCGAUUCCCUCGGCGGAAACGUGAAAUACAUCGCCGCACCAGACCUCGAACACCACCUCAACAUCACGCCAUGGAAACAAGCAUACCCCCAAGCAGAGAUCCUGGCACCAGAAGGCCUCUUCGAGAAGCGCCAGUCAAACCCUGACUUCCAGGAUAGUCCGUUCGAGCACGUUUUCAAAAAGAGCGAUAAGCUGCCUCGGACUAUCUCGAAGGAGUUCGAUGCCGAGUUUGACUCGGAGUAUGUUCACGGUCACGGUUCGCGCGAGCUUGUCUUCCUUCACAGGCCGUCGCGCACGGUGAUUGAGGCCGAUAUGCUGUUCAACUUGCCCGCCACCGAGCAAUAUUCCAAGACACCGGAGGGACCAAAGCUCAACUUCCUCACGAAGCUUCUGCUCCCCUUAAUGUCGACCAAGCCCCCUGCUACCUGGCAUCGGCGCUUUGCGUGGUAUAUAUUAUCUUCCAAUGAUCGCCCGGCCUUCAACGAGUCGAUCAACAAGAUUGAUCAGUGGGACUUUGAUCGACUGAUUCCGUGUCAUGGUGACACGAUUGAGACAGGCGCGAAGGGGAUCUUCCGCGAUGUCAUGGCGUGGCACCUUGCAAAGAAGGACAUCUAG
This is a messenger RNA of Penicillium brevicompactum, 813 nucleotides long. RefSeq lists its product as uncharacterized. The coding region runs from base 1 to 813 and encodes 270 amino acids. The transcript has 2 exons. NCBI's taxonomy places the organism in Eukaryota, Fungi, Ascomycota, Eurotiomycetes, Eurotiales, Aspergillaceae. The record is from RefSeq and is a predicted model, not a curated record.